AUGCAUUUUGCGAAUUCUAUUUCUUCUAAUCUUUGUCAAAAUAAAUCUUCUUUAUCUUUUGUGCCAUAUGACCCGAAUCUCCAGAGAAAAACUAGGAAGCGGAAGGCGAGGAGUGACGAAGACGAAUCGAAGUUAAGCGGAAAGAAAUCGACGCGAAAUGGUGCGGGAUCCAAGACCAACACUAUCCCUUCAACACAGACUCUUGAGCCAGCCACUCAGACUUUGAACUCAUACUCUGAACCUGUUGACGACGAAGUCAUUGAAAUCAGUCACCUGGCAUUCUAUCAUGAUGAACGCGAACGUGAAGACAAAGAUAAAGCCUCUAGCAACCUAGAAAAUCAAAUUCUUGCAGUUGUCGAAGGGAAGAAUGCAGUAGUAAACUCUUUCGCCACUAACAUGAUCUUAAUUACGGCCGGAGAGACUAGAUCUGGUUACCAGCCCCACGACAACGGAGAUAGUCAACAGAUAAUACUGGAAGAUUUAAUGGCCACUUGCACAUCCGCCACAUGUACCGAUGAUAUAUUUAGCCGUAUUUGUUCAUCAAAAACUCCAGACAGAGGAGAAUUAUCGAAUCAACUACCGUCGGACGUAUGUGUGUCAGGUUUCCCGCGCGACCGCGAAGACGAAGACAUCAUCUCCAAUGAUACAACAACUUUCGACGUGGUCAACCGUGAUGGAGAUGCGGCGAACUCAGUGAACAAUAGUGAGGAACUAUGUGAACCUGUAGCCAGAUCGAUUUUCCUCUCGAACUCAGUAAAUCAGGAUGUAAUUUCUGAGUCGAUAGCGAAAGAACACCACGAGAUACACGAUUCCAUUAAUGUUGCCGGUAGUCCCAGGGCAAAUUCAGAACCAUUCAGCGACGAUGAAGGAGAUCGACACGAAGUCGAGCAAAUCAUAGCUCAUUUUCAGCAUGAUGAUGACUCGAUACGCUAUUUCGUUAUUUGGAGAGGGUGGCCUAUAGAGAAAAGCACGUGGGAGCCUGCUGAAAACUUAAGAGACUGUCCAGAGCCUGUCCAGAGAUACUGGGCUUUUAAGGGGAAGUACAAUUCAAGCAACAAUGCAACUACCGCUGGAGAUCACAUGAGUUCAUUUGGCGACCAGAUACCUGAGGACGAUAGAGAUCGACACGAAAUCAAGAAGAUCUUGGAUCAUGAUGAGCACAAUGGCUUGCUACGCUGGCUUGUGCUAUGGUCCGACGAGUCAACAACGUGGGAAUCUGCUAGUAAUCUCGAUAAUUGUCGAUGGGUUAUCGAACAGUACUGGGGGCGUAUAUCACAGCAAAAGCAAGAGAAGAAAGAGUAG
Molecule: messenger RNA, 1302 nt
Organism: Exserohilum turcica Et28A
Lineage: Eukaryota; Fungi; Ascomycota; Dothideomycetes; Pleosporales; Pleosporaceae
Exons: 5
Coding region: 1-1302 (433 amino acids)
Biological process (GO): chromatin organization; negative regulation of transcription by RNA polymerase II
Cellular component (GO): pericentric heterochromatin
Molecular function (GO): chromatin binding
Source: RefSeq, a predicted model, not a curated record